AUGAAACUAUUUGGACAACGCCGCCGUCGGCCCGCCAAAAAGGUCCUUGAAUCUGCAGAGCACGCCGCACAACUCACUCCCAGCCAACGCAAACCGCCCGCAAAGGCACUCAGAAAGAAGCCCGUGCCUCUGCACUCUCAAAACCCGCCACGCACUCCACGUCGGCGCCAGCCCCUCAGAAAUACACGCACCAACGGAGGCGCAACCACCCUUCCAACCUCUUUCCCCGAGCUCAAGGCUCCCUCCCAGUCGAUUUCCGAGCUUUUCACGCAGAUCAGACUCUUUCAGGGACUUGCACCUUCGCUGCACAAGAACGAGCGGCUGAGAGAUUGUCUGAGUGAUCUUCGUACUCACAACACCUUGUUCAGCGAGAUGAACGAGAAAUUUCUCCGGAUGAUUGCGGAUAGUCCUGCGCCCCAGUCCAAUAGGUCUCAGGAGGUCUCGAGCAAUUUCAAGAAACAGCUCGCAGAAAUCCUGCAGAACAUUGACCGAUUGACGGGAGAGGUGGAGGAGGUUCUUGUAGGGGACGACAGAAUGAGAACUUCGGGAGAAAAGGCUGGAAAUGUGUCGGUCUCAAACGUGCGUGAAGAGCGGGUGGAUGAGGAGAUGUAUGACUGA
Ramularia collo-cygni is the source of this 618-nucleotide messenger RNA. RefSeq lists its product as uncharacterized. Bases 1 to 618 code for a protein of 205 amino acids. The transcript has a single exon. The record is from RefSeq and is a predicted model, not a curated record. NCBI's taxonomy places the organism in Eukaryota, Fungi, Ascomycota, Dothideomycetes, Mycosphaerellales, Mycosphaerellaceae.